Vombatus ursinus (common wombat) is the source of this 1145-nucleotide messenger RNA. Its product is annotated as keratin-associated protein 5-5-like. The transcript has a single exon. The record is from RefSeq and is a predicted model, not a curated record. NCBI's taxonomy places the organism in Eukaryota, Metazoa, Chordata, Mammalia, Diprotodontia, Vombatidae. Bases 64 to 708 code for a protein of 214 amino acids.
UCUCUCUCUCUCGUGAGACCUUCCACCCCUGUGUACACCAAGUUCUUCCAAGCUCCCAGCACCAUGGGCUGCUCUGGCUGUUCAGGAGGCUGUGGCUCCAGCUGUGGGGGCUGUGGCUCCACCUGCUGUGUGCCCGUUUGCUGCUGCAAGCCUGUCUGCUGCUGUGUGCCAGCCUGCUCCUGCUCCAGCUGUGGUGGAGGUGGCAAGGGAGGCUGUGGUUCCAGCUGUGGGGGCUGCAAGGGAGGCUGUGGCUCCAGCUGUGGAGGCUGCAAGGGAGGCUGUGGCUCCAGCUGUGGGGGCUGCAAGGGAGGCUGUGGCUCCAGCUGUGGGGGCUGCAAGGGUGGCUGUGGCUCCAGCUGUGGGGGCUGCAAGGGAGGCUGUGGCUCCAGCUGUGGGGGAUGCUGUCAGUCCAGCUGUGGCGCUGGCUGUGGGGGAUGCUGUCAGUCCAGCUGUGGCUCUGGCUGUGGGGGAUGCUGUCAGUCCAGCUGCUGCAAGCCUGUCUGCUGCUGCGUGCCAGCGUGCUGCUGCUCCAGCUGUGGGGGAGGUUGUGGCUCCAGCUGUGGGGGUUGUUGCCAGUCCAGCUGCUGCAAGCCCUGCUGCUGUCAGACCAGCUGCUGCAAGCCCUGCUGCUGCCAGUCUAGCUGCUGCAAGCCCUGCUGCUGCCAGUCUAGCUGCUGUGCCCCUGUUUGCUGCCAGUGCAAGAUCUGAUGCUCACCCCUUGGUUGCACCAUGAGACAGCCGAGAAAACACAGCAAUCAACAAGAUCCAGCCUCACUGCUAGCUCCCACCUGCCCUGCUCAUUCCUCAGCAUCCUUGCUGAUCUGCCAGGGCCGCGCACCAUCCGGGAACCAUGAUGUCUGCUUGGCCUGUUCUCUGCGCAGUCACCCAGGAAGCUUCCCUGACACAGGAGGCCUCCCAAUCCCCCCUCCUCCCUGGCUAAGGGGAGAUCACAAUGCAAAGGAACACAAAGGCCCAGCACACCACCCAGACACCCUGGAAAACCUCUGGCUCAUCUUCAAAGGAUCAUCUGCCCUGCCCCCAGAUGUUGGGCCAUUGGUGGAGAUUCCUGAGCUGCCCAGCAACAGCCCCCAUUCCCUGACGCCUAGGCUUUCUCCUCAAAAAUGUCCCCUACCCUCUCUUGGGCA